Molecule: messenger RNA, 2278 nt
Organism: Onychostoma macrolepis
Lineage: Eukaryota; Metazoa; Chordata; Actinopteri; Cypriniformes; Cyprinidae
Gene: sergef
Product: secretion regulating guanine nucleotide exchange factor
Exons: 11
Coding region: 110-1306 (398 amino acids)
Source: RefSeq, a predicted model, not a curated record
CCAUAGAUAGAUAGAUAUAUAUGUCUUAUGACUCUACCCACUAAUAUUUCUAAACCCAGUGACGUUUACAUGAUUUCAUGGCGAUGUCAUCAGUUUGCGACUAAAUCUGAUGGAAGGAACUCAGUCAAAAUAUGUUCUGUACACGUGGGGAGCCAACAGUUACGGGCAGCUCGGACAGGGACACAGGGAAGAUCAAGCCGAGCCGCGGCGUGCAGACGGCGGACUGCAGGCGGAGCAGACCCGCUGUAUUACCGGAGGAGGCGGACAUUCGGCUGUCAUCACGGAAUCCGGUGAGCUGUUGAUGUGUGGACACAACCACAAAGGACAAUUAGGGCUCAGUCACACGUCAGAGGUCAUAACCUUUCAGCCUUGCCCUUUGCUUGGGUGCACAAGAGUUCAGCAGGUGUCCUGUGGUUGGGACUUCUCUGUCAUUCUGACUGGUGAUGGACAGGUCUUGGUGUGCGGCUCCAAUGCAUUUGGACAGCUGGGCGUCUCGCCAGGAAUAACGCACUCAGCAGAACCUUUACACGUGAAGACUCUGAAUGAGCCGGUAACUAGUGUGGCUGCAGGGCUCAGACACGCAUUAGCAAGUACAGCAUCAGGUUGUGUUUAUCAAUGGGGAACCGGUCUGUCGAGUCACGCUAAGAGAAUAUUAAGUCCCCAUCCUGUUCCUGCACAUCUAUCCUCUAAGGAGCCUUGCCUUGUCCCGGGGUUCGAUCACGUGACCCCACAGAAGGUAGUUGCAGGCUCCACCCACUGCGUUUGUUUGACAGUCAAAGGUGACGUGUUCCUCUGGGGAAGCAAUAAACAUGGUCAGCUGGUCAGCAAGAGCCUCUUCCUGCCGCUUCCUGUGGCUCUGGAUCAAUCUCUGCUGCAGGGCGAGAGAGUGACUGACGUUCACAGCGGCUGGACGCAUCUUGUCGCAAAAACUGAGAGUGGGCGGGUCUUUACAUGGGGCAGAGCAAAUUACGGACAGCUAGGACUGAUAAAUCAGAGUACAGAAAAAGAGUGUGACGUUUCAACAAACUCUGGCCAAAGUAUAAGCCGCCCCAUUGAGAUUAAAGCUUUAUUUGGAGCAACACAGAUUGCAUGUGGAUCUGAACACAACCUGGCUGUUGUGGGGGGUCAGAUUGUCUCCUGGGGCUGGAAUGAACACGGAAUGUGUGGAGAUGGUUCCCUCUGUGACAUCACACAACCGCGGCCAAUCCCCUGUCUCAGAGACGCUACGGCUCUUCUGAUUGGCUGUGGAUCAGGACAUUCAAUGGCACUAUGCAGUUUGAAGAGCAAUGAGGAUUCAGCAAGCUGAACAGGUUUGAGCGUUUGGCUCUCAGACUGUGACAAAGACUGUUUGCUUACGUUACGGUUUUAUUAUUCAUAAAGACUCAUUUAAGCCUUUAAAGGACAGAUUUUAGAUCAAAGUCUUAGAGAUGCAAAUACUACCCACGGAUGCACACAUUAUGCUUAUGACAUCAGGAAGCGCCCAAAAUAAACGUUUUUACAAAGAAGAACACUAGGUCUAUUUGCAGCUUCAUGCAAAUAUUCAUAACUUAAAUGAGAUUUAUUUUAGAGGCAUAUUCUAAAUGUUAAUAUAGUAAAUGUUAACGUUUAGUUGAUAUAUUGGUCAGUAAGGAAUAGUAGAAAUAAAUAUUCUCACUCUAAUGUUGUUAUAAACCUUUAUGGCUUUUUUUCUCCCAUUGCAUUCACUGAUGAAUUUGGGCUUAUACAUACUGUACUAGUGCCUUCGCAACAAUUCAAAAAGACUGGAAUUCAAUGAGAACAGACAAAUUCAAUCAGACGCUCAUUCUCUGGAUGGGUUUGACAAUUCACUGCUGAAAUGGCCAUUCACGCUUCCUUUGCUUUGAUGGACGGUCAACGAUCAUUUCCUCUGACCUUUUACCUCACAGUGACAAAGAAUACCCUUAAAUAACCUUCACUGUGGAGCCAUUAACUGAAACAGAUUUACUGCUUUGAAACGACCUGUCUGAAAGCACUCAGUCUCCCAGAAUGCCCUGUGAUGGGGCAAUCAUUUCCAGAUCCCAGAGUGAUAAUCUACUAAAGGCUAGGUGGGGGGAGGUUUAAAAAGUGAUUUUUCAAUAUUAUUGACAAGAGGAUCUGUAUGUUCAUGGGUUCAAAUAAAAUAUUUUGUGCUUCAAAACCACUCCUUUCCUGGUAAAAAAAAAAAAAAAAAAAAUAUAGAUCUUGAUUUUCAAAAGUUAACAAAUUUGCGACAGCUGAAUGUAAUAUUUUGUCUGUCAAAAAAUAACAUGCACAAUAAAAU